Molecule: messenger RNA, 1784 nt
Organism: Salvia hispanica
Lineage: Eukaryota; Viridiplantae; Streptophyta; Magnoliopsida; Lamiales; Lamiaceae
Molecular function (GO): phosphatase activity
Source: RefSeq, a predicted model, not a curated record
UUCAAACCAUUUUCUUCACCCAAAGAAAAAUGCAAAAAGAAAAUAGAAAAGCCAUUUCGAUCUCUUUUCAUUUCCCUCUAAUAUUUCCCAUUUUCUAAUCUUUGGAGGGAAAGAAGAGGUUUUAAUUUCCUCUUGAAAAAUUCUCCAUUUUGAACUGAGCUUACAAAACUCUCUUUUCAGCUAAUUGCUUUCAGCAGCUCACUUUCCUGAUCUUGCAGAUUUUGAAUUCGAGCUGGGACAGUCUUCCUUAAAUGAGCAAUGCAGACCAAGAAAAGAACAACCGGUAGAAAUUCUCGAGAGGUUGCCAGCCCUAGGGUUCCAAGACAGCAGAGAAAAUUGGCCGAGAAUGUGCAGGUUCAGGGAAAGAAAGUUGCUGAGAUAAUUACAUCAUCUGCUAGAAAGAAAAAAGUUGUUAGCACAAAAUCGAAGGUGGUUGAGGAAUCUGAUGGUGGAACAAAUUUGGAUACCAAGUUCAGAUUGGUAGAUGCAGAUGACUCCAACGUAUGUUUGGAUCAUCAAGCUGAACAUGAAUCUCAUGAUUCUUCUUUAAAUAAGAGUCAUGAGAAUGGAGCUGCUAAUUACAGUGCGGACACCAUAUUCUCUCCUUCCUUUCACCUUGCUAGAAGCGAUGCCGAUGAUAUUUCAAGUGAAGCAGACUUCUAUAAUUACUUCCGGAAUGGGAACCAGGACUGUGGGAAGGAGAACAUCCAGAUUGAUUGCCCAGGUGGUGUCACUCUUUCACCUGAAGUUUCAGCUAUUUAUCUCUCCAUGAAAAAUUCAAACCUGGAAUGCAUUGAUGAGAACAAUCAGGACCACAUGUCAGCUGAUGUACGUCAGGAGGAUGAAGAUGCUGAUGACUAUGAUGAUUUUGACCCAUACUUUUUCAUAAAGAAUUUACCCGACCUCUCUUCGGUGGUCCCAAUGUUUCGCCCUCUGCUAUUGCCUAAACAAACAAGAAGCUGCCCUUCAACAUCACUUGUUCUGGACUUGGAUGAGACUUUGGUGCACUCCACGCUCGAAGCAUGUGAUGAUGCAGAUUUCACAUUCUCUGUUAAUUUCAACCUGAAGGAGCACACAGUAUAUGUGCGAUGCCGUCCUCAUCUUAGAGAAUUCCUGGAGAGAGUAUCUAGGAUUUUCGAGAUAAUUAUAUUUACCGCCAGCCAAAGCAUCUACGCUGAGCAGCUUUUAAAUGUCUUGGACCCUAAGAGGAAAAUCUUUCGCCAUCGUGUUUAUCGCGAUUCCUGUCUUUUUGUGGACGGAAAUUAUCUAAAAGACCUGUCAGUUCUCGGCCGUGACUUGUCUCGUGUCAUCAUAAUCGACAAUUCUCCCCAGGCUUUUGGUUUCCAAGUUGACAACGGAAUCCCCAUCGAAAGCUGGUUUGACGAUCGUUCUGAUUCAGAAUUGUUAUUGCUGCUCCCGUUCUUGGAAAGCUUAGUCGGAGCUCAAGAUGUACGGCCCCUGAUCGCCCAGAAAUUCAAUCUCCGAGAGAAAGUAGCCGCGGCAGUCUCCCCUUUAGAGCACAAUGGAGGAGACCCGUUCGAGAGAUGAAUGUUGCGUUUUUUUCUAGUUGCUUCUGCUUUGUCUCGUCGAAGCAGUAGAAGUGAUAAAAUAACUACACAGAGGUAAAAGCAGUGUGAUCUCAAGGGGUUUCAGGACUGCAGAAGUGAACCGGAAAUAAUAAUUUAAGUUUAUACAAGUUACAUUUUAAAUGGAUGAUUUAUUCACUUGAAUUGGCCUUUCUUGGUCUCUUGAUUUCAUUUCUUAUAUGUUUGUGUUUUGUGGCA